CACCUCUCUCCCUAGGAAGUAGCCAGCAACCAGAGGCAACCAAGAACCUUAUAAAGAAUAUGAAAUAUGCUCACCACAUCAGAAUAUCAGAUGAUAUUCCCAAGUGUCCCCUCCCACCACAUUCCUCUCAAGGGGUGGAGGGAGGUAUUGGGUUCCCCAACCCACUUUCUUUUUUGGCAUUCAUAUACUAUAUAACUAGGUCUCCCCUGCCCAACUUCUGGAUUGUGCCUUCCUUCUGAUUGUAAGCGAUUUCUUUCUUAAUUAGUUUCUUGAAGGGCUUAUUAUUGUUGUAGAGGAUGGAUGGUGAUGGGAGUCCGUCGCAUGGAUCCAAAUAUGAGUGCUUACUGUUUGAUAUGGAUGAUACUUUGUAUCCCAUGAGUGCCGGUCUCAACCUCGCUUGUCGCAAGAACAUACAAGAGUACAUGCUGCAACACUUGCAAAUAGAAGAAAGUGAGGUGCCCAGGAUGUGCUUGGAGCUGUACAAAGAGUAUGGCACAACGAUGGCUGGCCUCAAGGCAAUGGGGUAUGAAUUUGACGAUGACGAAUUUCAUGCAUAUGUUCAUGGCAGAUUACCCUAUGACACUCUCAAACCUGAUCCAAUCUUGAGGAACCUUCUACUUUCCAUGCCACAACGUAAAAUUAUUUUCACCAAUGCUGACAAAGCUCAUGCAGCUCAAGUUCUAAAAGGUUUGGGUUUGGAAGAUUGUUUUGAAGGCAUUAUAUGCUUCGAGACCCUAAAUCCACCUCUACAAUCCUAUGAUGAUGAUCACUUGGGUAGUGAUGGUGGUGAUGGUGUUGAUGGCGGUGAUGAUGAUUAUCACUUGAGUGGUGGUGGUGGUGAUGAUGAUUGUGUGUUGUUACCGAAAAUAGAAUCUGAGACUACAUGUAAUGGUGAAUUUUCCAAGUCACGGAUCAUAUGUAAACCCUCUCCUGAAGCCUUUGAAGCUGCUAUUAAAAUAGCAAACGUCGACCCCAACAAGACGAUCUUCUUUGAUGACAGUGUUCGAAACAUUGCGAGUGGGAAGGCAGCAGGACUUCAUACAGUCAUUGUGGGCAGCUCCGAACUUGUUCCAGGUGCGGACCUUGCUUUGAGUAGCAUUCACAACAUUAAAGAAGCAGUGCCUGAGAUAUGGGAAGGUGAAGGUGACAGUGGUGGAGAUCAUGAGUUGGGCCAGAUUCUUCAUCAAUCCACUGCUGUCCAAACUUUUGUCCUUGCUUAGAUAAUUCUGUACCCUUAUAAGCAACCAAUCUGAAUGAGCUCAGCUAGCUACCUCUUUAUCAAAUCAAAUUCUUCAUACUUACAGUAGUACUGCUCCACUAGCUUUACCAGUAUACAUUUUAGUCCUUUGCUUACGAGUUUCCUCCAUAAUAAUAUCAUGUAUCAGGCCCCGUCGAAUAUCAUGUGCAUGUACAGUUGGUGUAGAUUCCCUUUUCCUUGCAAGGAACUGAUGUUAAUUAAAGUGCUUUUGUGCUUUAGGUAAUAAGAUUAAUUAGCAUCAAA
This is a messenger RNA of Macadamia integrifolia, 1501 nucleotides long. RefSeq lists its product as uncharacterized. Bases 297 to 1220 code for a protein of 307 amino acids. The transcript has 8 exons. Lineage: Eukaryota; Viridiplantae; Streptophyta; Magnoliopsida; Proteales; Proteaceae. The record is from RefSeq and is a predicted model, not a curated record.